Messenger RNA from Bombus pascuorum, 4836 nucleotides. Its product is annotated as sorting nexin-13-like. Gene Ontology annotation, molecular function: phosphatidylinositol binding. The record is from RefSeq and is a predicted model, not a curated record. Gene Ontology annotation, cellular component: early endosome. NCBI's taxonomy places the organism in Eukaryota, Metazoa, Arthropoda, Insecta, Hymenoptera, Apidae. Bases 480 to 3767 code for a protein of 1095 amino acids. The transcript is spliced from 10 exons.
AUGGCGCCCGCGCGUGUGCAAUGAUCGGCUUUACUGUAGCAGACGGAACAUAUUGCUUCGUCAACGUUUAUUUCUGUUUUGAUGUGCGCAAAUUCUUUACUGGGCACACACUGGUUUAUCAAAUAACUCUACUCCAACAUUUCUAUCAAAAUUAUAUCUAUCUCAUGAAAUUUCCAUUUUGGGAGAUCCUCCACCAUCUCCUGUCACCGUCUAUUCUCCUGUCUAUUUACUCAAACGUGGACUUCCGAUUUGUAAUGCAAACGUCAAUGUGACAAUUGUUGAAUGAUACACUAUAAUAUGGUAUCACUAUCAAGUCGAUUCGAUAAGUUAAAGUGGAGAGUGACAUUUGAGUGAAACUUAAUGUGUCCAGUAAGAAUUCAUAAAAAUUCUUUAUGAAAACUCAAUCUCGCGAUAAUGCGAGAAGAGAACUAUAUUUCACGUCCGAUCAUUGAUAAGGACCAUCGAAUAGGAAAUUUCCAAUGAACGUUCCACUAUAUGGACUUCUUGGAGUUGCGGCUGCUCUACUGAUAUAUAUUAUUGGAAUUGGAAUGAUACUGAAGCUGUUUAUUUGUCUGCUAGCCUUAAUUUUAGGAAUAAUCACAUGUAUAUAUAGAACAUAUGGUGCAAACCUUGACAAUGCAGUUAAGUCUGAAAGGGAAGACUUAAACAAGAAGACUGAAAAGUUACGGCAGUAUAUUCUAGAUCUGUCCACCCAGAAGAUGACCUUUACUUUAGAUAGAAGAAUCACUGGGAGCCGUAUUAUUGACGAAUCCCUGCAAGAAAUACUAGAUUUCGUUAUCAGAGAUUAUGUGGAACCAUGGUACAGCAUUAUUACAGACGACGAGGAGUUUAUAUAUUCUGUUCGAGACACUGCUCAGAAAAUAGCAAUCAACAUUGCAAAUCGGGUGAAAGGUGUAGAUUGGGUACCAUACUUAACCACGCGCCUCGUGGACGAUGCAGCUUCUCAUGUUAGGCUCUAUCGACAGGCAAGAGCGAGGAUAAAACAGCUUCGAGCCAAGAAAUUGCAGAAAGGUAGUGCCAGCUCAAGCACUUCCAGUGGCACACCUAAGAAGACUCCCACGCAUAGGCGAAAUAAAAGUGAAACGGACGUCUCUUGGUAUUCCCAGUCUAAGUUCUACAUUCCCAAUUUAUCUUCCCUCACGGAACCAAUCGAAAGUAACGAGGAGAAAGAAGAGGAAUCGCUGGAAAAGAUAUUUUUCGACCUGGAGGUGCAAAUGGAGAAUGAUUUAAUCUGCAGGGACCUGGUGUGCACUAACAGCACUCAGGAACUUGAAUUUUUGGGAGAGAUAUCUGAAAUUCUAUUAUAUCUUGUAUUACCAAAAGGAGAUUUCGAUUGUUUGACUGUAAGAUUUAUUUUAAGGGAGUUAUUAGUGAAUGUGAUUAUUAAACCAUUGUUGGAUCUAUUCUCCGAUCCUGAUUAUAUUAAUCAGGCGUGUAUAUGGCUGUGCGCUAAAGAAGGUGGCUUACCCAGCGAUGUGUUUUUAACGGUGAUUAGAGUGACGGAUAGCUUAGAUGAAUUAACGGCGACGAAAAAUAUAGUUUGUAAAGAAAUAGCCCAUCUUCGUUCUAAGGAUUCUGGAGGAGAGGAUGAUCUGUCGGUAAAACAACAAUUGAAUAGUUUACUCUACGUAAAGAAGAUUUUGGAAACCAGGAUUAUCGGGAUGCAGGAGGGACUAGAGUCAGAGACCGACUUAAUCGGUACUCAGCCCGAUUGGAACAGGCUACUGAUGCCUGGACAGAAGUUAGUGAAUUUACCCCUAGAUGAGCUAUUGAAGAAUAAUAUCGCCUUGAGUUACUUCAUCGACUAUAUGACCUCCAUAAAUGCAGAAUCAUACCUGUUCUUUUAUCUAAAUAUCUAUGGCUGGAGGGUAUCGGCAGAGCAACAGAUAUCCAACAUAGAAUUGCAGAAGUUGCACGCGGCACAAGCUACUCCUAGUCUCAUAGGUACCAAGCGUAAAAAUACGGAUCUGGAAAAUUUAAAGGAAGCAGCUAUCAAAAUCUACCAGCAGUACCUCAGCGACAAGGCAUCUCUAAAGUUACAACUGGACGAUGCCUUGACAAAGACUUUGUUAACCAGAAUAAAAACUGAGUCUGUGAAAGAAACAUGGUUCGACGAUCUUAGAGCUUCUUGCUACGAAAAAUUACAAAACGAGGAUCGAUUUUUGCCGGGUUUUAAAAGAUCCAAGGCUUACGUAAAACUUCUCGCGGAAUUGGAUCUUUUGAAAGAUCCAACAUCUGAAGAAGAUACAAAAUCUUUGGAUAGUAUCAGUUUGUCGAGUACGAAUAACGAACUAGAGACUCUGGAUGAGAUGUCUGAAAUAUACAAAACCGAGGAUACUAAACCGGCUGAAUUAAAGGAUAGUAAAUCGAAAUCUAACUCUUCGACGAGUUUGGCCAGUAUCGUGGAGCCAAACGAAGACAGAUCGGUUGAAUCAGAUUCUUCGAUCAACAUUAGAACCAUGAAGAGUAUGAGAAAGGCGAUUAGUAUUGAUACGGACCACAUCAGCGAGGGUAAAGAUGUCUCUUUCUAUCUGGAAUCGAAUUCAGAACAAUUUGUUAAAUUAGAUGAGAACACUUAUGAUCAGAAUGCCAUUAAGAAGUUGCAACAGGGAAAAUUCGAAAUUACGGCCAAGAUUAUCGAGACUGGAAUAGUUAAUGAUCGUGGAAAAACUUAUGGUAUCUACGCAGUAGCCGUGACCAAGAAUUACGAUUCAGGUUAUCAAGAGAAGUGGCAUAUUUAUAGGAGAUACUCUGAUUUUUACAAUCUUCAUCAAAAGAUCAAAGAAAAGUACUACGAUUUGGCGAAAAUUCCUUUUCCAGCGAAGAAGGCUUUUCAUAAUAUGGAAAGAACUGUUUUGGAAAGAAGAAUGUUGAUGCUGAACGCCUGGUUGCAUCAAUUAACGAAACCAGCUGUCGUCGAAGGACAUAUGGGUCUACAGAAUUUGUUACUGAACUUUUUCGAGCAGGGGGAUUACGAUAAAGGUGUUACUGGUGGACAGAUAUCUAAAACGAUAGAUACUCUGAUGAAUCCAUUGAAAACGUCAAUGAAAACAGUAACUCAGGCAGUGAAAACUAUGCCGGAUAAUAUGCUAAAUACGGUAGAUGGAGUUAUGGACAAUAUAAGUAAAUUUUUUGGCAAUCCAAAGAAACCCAACGCCUUCUAUGAGAACACAAAAGUUAGCGCUAGUCUGGAUGUGGAGACCAACGACAACAUUCCCUUACGAAUAAUGCUACUAUUGAUGGAUGAAAUCUUCGACUUAAAAGUGAGAAACCAAUGGCUCAGACGACGAAUAAUAACGUUACUCAGGCAGAUCAUUCGCACUAUGUUUGGCGACAUAGUAAAUCGAAGAAUAGUCGAAUACGUUUCCCUAUUAACGAGUCCAGCCAGGGUAGCUGGUUACUUAAAAUUAUUUAAGAACAGUUUCUGGCCAAACGGAAUUAAAGCCGAAAAGAAACCACCCAGGGAUGCAGAAACGAAGAACAGAACAAGGGUAGCAGCCAAGGUUGCCCUUCUAUCCUGUCUUUCGGAUGAAUUGAAACAUAUCAUAGGUAGUGAAACAACCAGGAGAGGCCUUCUGAGAGUGUUUGAGUUGUUCCAGCGACCUGUGCUCAACAGAAGACUUCUGUACGCACUUCUAGAAGGAAUUGUAGAGACUCUGUUCCCCCAGAACAACUUGGUGGACAUUUUCCGAAAACUCUACUCGGUUUCACCAAGGUUACAACAAAGAAACUUUCAGAAAACAUAAGAUCUGAUAAUUCUAUUCAGCGUAUUUUGGAGUUAGGAACGCCUAUGAAUCUCUUUAUCGAAUACUAUCUGCACCAAAGACCUUGAACAGUAUAGUGAAAUGGAGGAUGACUGUUUACCAGCUCUUGAGUGAGCGAUUGAUUUCUCAAAAAUGAAUGGGAGGAGAAAUCAUAUUGUCGAGUAAAUAUUUUAUAGAGGAAGCUAGGGGAACCAAUACUCAUGCCUAUAAAUUUUAUCUAUAGAUGAAUUGUAAAAUACAAAGGACGAAUUUCCUUAAUCGAUGCUCAACUGGAAGAUUACCUAAAAACUCGUUAGGGGUAAUGUGAUUAUGUACAUUAUUAUCUCGAGCAGCCAAUUUCAUUGCAAUAAACAAGGGAAGAAAAGAUGGAAGUAGUCAUUUUUCAAACUGGGAACAAUUUGAAAGUUCUGUAGAGAAAAAGAAUUUCUAAAUCAUACUCUCAAUUUCUAUUAAUAUGUAUAUUCGAAUAAAAUAAGCGCAGUAAUCCAGUGGCCAAAUAAGUCUAAUAAACUAUUUACACGAAUUAAUUCGAGCACUUUAAUCGAGUUUUGCUGGUAGGUUACGGAACGUUUCACAAAUCUCUCGAAUACCUCGUAGAGACACGCGUAUUUAAGAAGGUUAUGCAUUCCAAUUUGCAUUUUAGCAAUGUACUUCAUAAAAGAACACUUUUUACACGUGUACUAGAAGACCAACUUUUUCAUGAUGGUGUUAUUCUUUAUUGUACAAACCGUCGCGAAAAUACAAUACUUAAUUCGCCGAAAGAUCUUCAAUGUAUCGUGCCAUUUCAAACCUACACGUAGCAAGGACAAAAGCAAGUAAAACCAAGUUUCUGUUUAUUCGAAUCUCUUUGAAGAAUUUCUUCGGACAGCUAUAAGUUUGUAAAAUCUUAAUUUAAUUCCUCUGUCGUUAACGAAUGUAAUUAUUCUUAACGAUAGUGUAAAAUUGUUGUAAAUGUCGUACAAUUGUAUAUAUACAUGAACGUUAUUUCUAUCGUGUUGAAGCGCCAUAUCUGUCAUCGUUUACUUAUUAUUAAAGGAAUUGUUUAUAAAUC